Pocillopora verrucosa is the source of this 1224-nucleotide messenger RNA. Its product is annotated as WD repeat-containing protein 82-like. Gene Ontology annotation, cellular component: Set1C/COMPASS complex. The record is from RefSeq and is a predicted model, not a curated record. Gene Ontology annotation, molecular function: chromatin binding; protein binding. Lineage: Eukaryota; Metazoa; Cnidaria; Anthozoa; Scleractinia; Pocilloporidae.
CAAAUUGCAAAUGGCGGCAGUCUAUUGCUCCUGGACACAAUGAAGCUUGUGGACAGUACUAUUCGUAGCUUUCGAGUUGCAAAAGUAUUUCGAGAAAAUAGUGACCGAAUCAAUCACAUAAACUUCUCGCCAAAUGGCGAGACUCUGAUCACUAGCAGUGAUGAUGAUUCCAUAGUUAUUUAUGACUGCCUUGAGGGAAAGCCGAAAAGAACCCUUUACAGCAAGAAGUAUGGUGUGGCACAAAUCCAGUACACACAUGCAACAAACACAGUGAUUCACACUUCGACCAAGAUUGAUGACACUAUCCGUUAUCUUUCUCUACAUGACAAUAAAUAUCUCAGAUACUUUACAGGACACACAAAGAGAGUUAUGACCCUACACAUGUCUCCUAUGGAUGAUACUUUUGUAUCAGGAUCAUUGGAUAGGACACUCAGGUUGUGGGAUCUGAGAUCCCCUAAUUGUCAGGGGUUGAUGCAUGUGAAUGGGAGACCUGUGGCAGCUUUUGAUCCAGAGGGUCUGAUUUUUGCAGCUGGAGUGGACUCUGAAAUGGUUAAACUGUAUGAUCUGAGGUCUUUUGACAAGGGUCCAUUUUCUACUUUCCACAUUCAAAAUGACCCAAGCAUUGAGUGGACAGGAGUUAAGUUUAGUUCUGAUGGGAAAAUGAUCUUAUUGGCUACAAAUGGAGGAGUUAUUCAUUUGAUUGAUGCUUUCCAAGGAACACAGUUACAUACGUUCACUGGUCAUACUGUUACAAGGUCUACUCCAGUUGAAGUUUGCUUCACUCCUGAUGCACAAUAUGUCAUCUCAGGUUCUCAAGAUGGACGUGUUCAUGUCUGGGGGUCAGACAGUGGACAAAAGCUGACUGUGUUAGAGGGUAAUCACCCUGGUCCUAUCCAGUGUGUUGCGUUCAAUCCCAAGUACAUGAUGUUGGCCAGUGCUUGUACCAACAUGGCAUUCUGGUUACCUAAUUUAGAGGAGGUGGAUGAGGCAAGCAAAAGAUCAUUACCAAGCUAACAUGAAACUGUUUGUUGAACAGAUGUAGUUACCACUGAACCCUAUGAACUGAGUAUAAACAGUGUCACCAUGAGGUGUUGGCUACAUUGCUGUGGUUGAUUUAGGAAAAGAAACAGUAUAAAUGUUGUAUAUAGCAUAUCUAGUGGCAUCCUUAGUUUUUUUGUUUGUUUGUUUUCUAAUACCGAAAUGAAAUAAAACCAUGAAAAUUUG